Molecule: messenger RNA, 2005 nt
Organism: Pocillopora meandrina
Lineage: Eukaryota; Metazoa; Cnidaria; Anthozoa; Scleractinia; Pocilloporidae
Source: the annotation of a GenBank genome assembly
AUGCAUUUCCCACCAGGAUCCAACAAUCGCUUGAAUGGCGCGGGUGAAAAUGUUGCAAACAAUGCCAGACUCUCUGAUUCACAGGUGGGCCGCCCUUAUCCAACACUCAAUUUACUUUUUUGCACAAGCCUAAAAAAAUUAACUCCUUUUUUUUUCAGCCCAAACGUUUAGAUAUAUUAGAGCAUUGCUUCCUUGAAAAGGAGAAAUAACGCUCGCCUGAAAUGUCGAAUUAUGUGAUCGCAGCGAGACCAGUCUAAAUAUGGCUAGAGCUUUUCUAUUUUAGUUUUAGUCUUGGAUUAACUCCAAAUUUUUAAUUUAAGUAACUUAAAAUGUCUUCCCAUAAUUUCAAGGCUUUAGAGUUCAAUUACUCAAACAAUAGUCGUAGUUGUUGUCAGUGCUCAUAAUUCCAUGGACUGUAAACGGAUCUGCUUUCUAAUGGAAGUGUGUAUGAGAGGUAGCUUGGAAAUUCGUAGGUCUAACAAACUCGUCAGAGCGCAUUCUAUUUGUCUCUUGAAGUCUAGCAGGUUUUCCGAAGUUCAAAGACGGGGAUUUCUAAGAGAGAAGUCAAAACCUAUUUCUUUCUUAAUAGAGUCAGAACUUCCGACAAAAAAAAAAUAAUAAUAACAUUCAUCUCUGUUUAUUUUCUUUUUAGAACAACGACAAGUGCGGAUACAAUGUGGGUGACAAAUACGAUGAUAACCCAGGAGACAAUAUCUCUGAGAACAGACAAGAACCAAUGGUAAGGCACACUGAUAGUCAGUGAGCUGGAAUCGGGGCCAAGGGGUAAAGCCCUGUCAGCGGGGGAACAACACUCUUAGCUACGCCACAGAAACCGCGAGAAACUCCCGUGGAGCGGAUCACUAGGCGUGUAAGCUGCCUGACCCUUCUGAAGUAAAACACCUUAUUAGAUAUGCAUGUGCAUUAUAUUUUACAAUUAGCUUGUAAAAGUUGUGAAAAACAAAGGUGAAAAUUUAAUUUUUUUUUUUUGGAAUUUUACACGAGUAGAUGUUCCUCUCAUGCGUAAACUGAAGUGGAUAUCAUGCGGACAAAUCAGCAUGGAACAGGACCAAAGACUGACGACAGGGUAGAAACACAAGUCAUUUUAAAGUACAUGUGCCAGCCGUUCCCGGAUAGAAAGAUGCCCACAGGUGAUGUGGAUGCUGACUACGAAUAUCACACCAUUCGAAAUGGUCAAACAGCCACUUCUAACACAUUUGCUGACCAUUCUCCGGAGUCACAUCAAAUUUCGAAACAUAACGGACUUCAUGAGCUGCACAAUUACUAUCAAGCUUAUUAUCGCAGAUAUAGAAAUAAAGGUAAGAUUUCUGUUUCUCUCUCUCCUUCUCUCUGUGCCUCUACCAAUCUUAGUUUAGUAUUUGUAAGGUCUUUACCCAAGGGAACAGUUACUGUGGCAACCAUCUUACAAGGCAAUAUUGCUUUCUAUCUCUCUCUUUCUCUCUGUGCCUGUAUCCAUCAAUCUUAGAUUAGUAUUUAGAAGGUCUUUACCCAAAGGGAACAGUUAUCGUAGCAACCAUCUUACAAAUCAGAAAGGUAUAAAUGCAUCAAGAAAUUUAGUAAUUUGUGUUUCAAAACACCAAAUCUGCGUGAAAUAAAUUGUGUUGUACAAAGAAUCGAUAUGUGUUCAGUAACAGAGAAUAUUUUUAUCCUUCACAGGUUUGUUCACCGCUGACCAACCGCUUGCUGGCGAUUUAUCAAUUUACACACGACAGAAUUGUCAAGGUACCAUAAGGGGCGUGGACGUCCCCGAAGAACGCGAUUACUAUCCGUACAGGGGACCCACACCAUAAAAGGACAUUGCUAUCCUUGUCAGCGAUGAAAAGACUGAGGGGCUGAUGAAGAAAUACGUUAAUAGUCCCAAUUAUGGGCUCAAAUGUAAGGCAUAUCACCAGCAAUACUCGAUCAUGAUCGUUUCUAUUCCUCUGAUACUUAUUUCUUACUUUCCAUUUUAGAUAUGUGUAUUAUGUCUAAAGUGCUGAAAGAUUAA